This is a messenger RNA of Cuscuta campestris, 1167 nucleotides long. NCBI's taxonomy places the organism in Eukaryota, Viridiplantae, Streptophyta, Magnoliopsida, Solanales, Convolvulaceae. The record is from the annotation of a GenBank genome assembly.
CUUAUUUUCGAAGAGUUAGAAUUAUUCUCAAUAAUUUCUUUGAAUUAUACAAAUAUCCCCGAGGAACAUUUUCUCUUCCAUAGUGAUCUCCUCAGAACGAAUUGGCUUAUCGGUUUCUACUGUCUGGCAAUUGGCCGUUUCAGAAAUUCUUCGUCGUCCUCUCCCCUAUUUUCAGGACGCCGUGUCUCCGUUCCCGAUCUCUUCUUUCCGGUGGUGGAGGAGAAAAGAGUGCGAAGAAAGAGAUUUUUCUGAGUAAUAGAUUGUGAUGGCGAAGAGAGUGGAUCACGAAUAUGAUUACCUGUUUAAGAUCGUCUUGAUCGGAGACUCUGGAGUCGGGAAAUCCAACAUCCUGUCCAGGUUUACCCGAAAUGAGUUCUGCCUAGAGUCCAAAUCUACAAUUGGAGUUGAGUUCGCCACUCGAACUCUGCAGGUGGAGGGAAAGACUGUGAAAGCCCAAAUUUGGGACACUGCGGGGCAGGAAAGGUACAGAGCAAUAACAAGUGCUUACUACCGAGGAGCCGUAGGGGCACUCCUUGUGUACGACAUAACAAAGAGGCAGACCUUUGACAACGUCCAAAGGUGGCUCCGGGAACUAAGGGACCACGCCGACUCCAACAUUGUGAUCAUGAUGGCGGGCAACAAGUCUGACCUCAACCACCUUCGGGCAGUGUCGGAGCAGGACGGUCAGGCCUUUGCCGAGAGGGAAGGGCUGUCCUUUCUGGAGACAUCGGCACUGGAAGCGCAUAACGUGGAGAAGGCUUUUCAGAGUGUUUUGACAGAGAUUUAUCAAAUAGUGAGCAAGAAGGCAUUGGCUGCACAGGAAGCUGCAUCCAAUACUACUUUCCCUGGUAAAGGUACCACCAUCAAUGUUGGCGAUUCUUCGGCCAAUGCAAAAGGUGGCUGUUGCUCUACUACCUGAUCUUUCCUCUCUUCUUCUUCUUUCAGAAUGUAAGAUUACUUUCUUUAUUGGUACAAGAAAGUGAGCUUAUGAAUGUUAAAAUUGUUUAUUACCUUUGGUGAAUACACUUUUUUCUUCUUCCUUUUUAUUCUAUAAAAUUUUUUAUUCUUUUUUUUUUGUGGUCCUGGGUGGGUCAGGAAAUUUACCAACAAUUGGCCUUCUCUAUUUUUUUUUAAUUUUUUUUUGAAGAACAAAUGUACUCUGUUAUA